Messenger RNA from Carassius auratus (goldfish), 26694 nucleotides. RefSeq names its product piccolo presynaptic cytomatrix protein b (gene pclob). Gene Ontology annotation, cellular component: cytoskeleton of presynaptic active zone; GABA-ergic synapse; axon. Lineage: Eukaryota; Metazoa; Chordata; Actinopteri; Cypriniformes; Cyprinidae. Gene Ontology annotation, molecular function: structural constituent of presynaptic active zone; protein binding; metal ion binding. The transcript is spliced from 38 exons. The coding region runs from base 309 to 25508 and encodes 8399 amino acids. Gene Ontology annotation, biological process: presynaptic active zone assembly; protein localization to synapse. The record is from RefSeq and is a predicted model, not a curated record.
UGGUCAGUGGUGGGGAAAAUCAGAGUUAGUGGCGGCAGUGCUGUGGCAGCCUGUGAACAUGGAUGACAAGGAGAGACACUGAUGUACUAUGGAUUUAACAGAUUUUUAAGGGAAUUCACACAGCUUAACGCCAUUAAACACACUGGACUUGGGUUAUAUGCAUGCGUUCAACCAUAAUUUGUUGCAGCUAAAAUUAGGAACACUGGAGGUAAAUGUGAGGGAUAACUGCAACUGGUGAGAGACUCCCUCCUCUGGGCUCCCCCAUCCCAGCCCUCUCCUACACCAGUCUUCAAAGCCCCAUUCCCAACAUGUUCUCCUCUAACUUUCUGAGUGGGGGGAAUCCUCUAAGUGCAAUGUCCUCUGCUGUAAACAAGUUCAGUCUUUUCGGGGAUGAAGAGGAAAAGCAACAACAGCAGCCUCCAGGACCCUCAAAGCAGAAGGAUCUUCAACAGCAGGGGAAUGGCCAACCAGCCUCACAGGGGCCUCAGAGGCAAAGUGGACAGCAGACACAGGGUGUGGGAAGGGGAGGCCAAGGAGCCGGACGGGGUGGAUCUCAACCACAAGGAGCUGGACGGGGAAGUCCUGUACAGCAAGGAGCUGGGAGAGGAGGUCCAGGCAGGGGAGGAUUGCAACAAGGAGCAGGUGGGAGUGGAUCUCCUAAGAAGGGUGUUGGAAAGGGUGGACCUCAACAACAAGGCCCAAGUGGGCCUGGGUCUCAUCCAGGAGGUGCGGUUGGCUCAAAGCCUCCUUCAUCAGAGCCUCAAGUGAAACGUGGACCUGGAACUGGGGUGAAAUCCCUCUGUCCAGUCUGUAAAAAUACAGAACUCAAUCUUAAGUCUAAGGAUUCUCCUAACCAUAACACCUGCACACAAUGUAAAUCAGUGGUCUGCAACAUGUGUGGGUUCAGUCCUCCAGAUGCAACCGCUAAGGAAUGGCUUUGCCUUAAUUGCCAGAUGCAGAGGGCUCUGGGUGGGGCAAAGAACAGCGGACCUCCUACGCUAAAAACCCAGCCACAGCCUAAGGACUCUGUACCAUCACAGAACCCUGCAAAGAAAAGCAUGCCUCAUACUAAGCAGAUGCCCUCAUCUGCCAGCCAGCCAUCCAAACCAAUAGAGGGUCAGAAACCGGCAAGCCAGUCCAGCACAAGUGCAGCUCAUCCAUCGCAGCAAACAUCACAACAAAAACCUCCACCACAACAGACAACAAAUGGUGCUCCUCCUGCCAAAACUGAGACACCAUCAAAGACUGAGCCUCCUAAAAAAGAAGACGAGUCCAGUUUCUUUGGUUUCGGUUUUGGUGGCGCUCGAUCCCGCUCUCCAUCUCCACAGCCUGGUGCCUCUUUUGUCUCUGGAAAGGUUCUAGGCUUUGGGUCUUCGUUCCUUAGCUCAGCAUCCAAUUUGAUUUCAGCUGUCCAGGAUGAGCCCUCCACAACCCCACCAACCUCACGAAAAGGUUCCACAGUUUCCCAAACCUCUGCCAAGAUUUCCACACCCCCUUCCUUAAGAAAAGGUUCAGAGGCCACCAAGGGCUCCACCAGUGUUCCUAAAUCACAGACACAGGAGGGAAAAAUGCCACACGAACAAAAUAAACCCCAAGACACUCAAAAAACAAUGACAACAAAUGAAACCUCAUCUGCUCAAGGCCCAAAACUUCCUCCUAAAGCCUGUCCACUCUGCAAGGCAAGCCUGAGAACAGAUCCUCCCAAUUACAGUACCUGCACUGAAUGCAAGGCCACCGUUUGUAAUCAGUGCGGAUUUAAUCCUGUGCCUCAUCAAACAGAGGCAAAAGAGUGGCUUUGCUUAAACUGCCAGACACAGAGAGCUCUGAAAGGAAUACAACCUCCGGGACAACCCAUUAUAAAGUCCCUAACACAGCCCAGCAAAUAUCAAAAGAUGGAUUCUACACAUGGUCCUUUAGAGAAACAGCCCACAGCUCUGCCAACAAAGACUAGUCCUGCCAACCAACCUGCUUCUCAUAAAAAGGAAAUGCAUGAUCAACAGACUAGUGCAGCAGGAGCAAAGAAAGCUCCCUCUCCUAAGCCUUUACAGCAACCGACAGCAAAAAAUGCCCCCUCUCCUUCUGUGUCCAAAGCAGCACCAAAGGCUAAGACUGAACAAGAAAAGUCAGGAUUUUUUGGCUUUUCAGGAUUCGGUGGAACCCGGUCACGAUCACCAUCCCCUCAGCCUGCUGAUUCGGCCAUGUCUGGUAAGGUCCUAGGAUUUAAGUCAUCCUUCCUGAGCUCAUCAUCUAAUCUCAUUUCAUCAGCAGUUCAAGAUGAACCUUCUACGACACCACCAAAUAACCCUCUAGCACCUUCAGUCUCUCAAACUUCCCUCAAGACUUCUACUCCACCGAGAUCUCACAAAGGGUCCACAUCAUCGCAAGUGGCUGCAUUAUCAGUGUCUACAGGGAAGGCUAAUCAAUCAGAUGGUCAGAAAGAAGAGAAAAAGACAGAGCUAACUGCAGAUCAAAAGAACAAAUCACCAAUAUCUCAAAUUAAAAAAGCAGAACCGUCUUCACAGAUGCCAAAAGCAGACAAAGGCCCUCAACCCUUGCCCAAAUCCUGCCCACUCUGUAAGGUAGAAAUAAAAAAGGACCUUGCCAACUACAACACUUGUACGGAGUGCAAAAACACUGUGUGCGAUCUCUGUGGGUUCAACCCAACACCACAUCAAACAGAGUUGAAAGAAUGGCUUUGUCUGAACUGUCAGACUCAAAGAGCUCUAAGAGGAAUGGAGCCAACAGGAGCUCCAAAGAUGGAGAUCGCAGGGCAGCCCGACAAAAUCCCUACCACUCAACCAAUGGCUCCACCCUCAAUUCAAAAGAAAGGUGUUUCUGAAUUAGGCAAGAAAAUUGACCCUCCUCAGAAAUUACAAGAACAACCCAAGGCUCUAAAUGGUACUCUGCCUAUCCAAAAAGCCCAACAGCAAGAAAAUGAAGCCAAAUCUGAUGUUCCUGCCAAGGCAGCCAAGGAAGAAACUGGAUUUUUGGGUUUUGGUGGUGCAAGGUCAAGAUCUCCAUCUCCUCAGCCUGCUAUGUCUGCUGUAUCUGGGAAGGUUCUUGGCUUUGGUUCCUCCUUUCUCAGCUCAGCAUCUAAUUUAAUAUCCUCAGCUGUGCAAGAUGAGACAUCUAUAACACCACCAACCUCCCGCAAAGCUUCCACAGUUUCCCAGAGCUCAACACCACCCACAUCACGGAAGAGCUCUGCUGUUCCACAUAUCACAAACACAGGGGACAAUAGACAGUCUACCGCACAAAAACAAGAAAAAACGAUUUCUGAAUUACCUCAGCUAUCCAGUAAAUCUUCUGUGAAAGCAAAAAGAGACCAAACAUUUUCUGCAAAAGUUGACAAAACUCCUCUCCCUCUUCCCAAAAUCUGUCCACUCUGCAAGGCAGAUAUUACCAUUGAUCCUCCUAAUUUUAACAACUGCACCAAUUGCAAAAACAUUGUGUGUAACCAUUGUGGAUUUAACCCCAUGCCUCAUCAAAAAGAGGUGAAGGAAUGGCUCUGUUUGAAUUGCCAGAUGAAGAGAGCACCUGAACCUUUAGGUCUAAAUCCCCAGCUACAGACUAAUGCUAGUUCACAAGACAAAACAGCUCCACAUCAGCCUCCUCCAGGAGCCAGUAGAACUGAGGACCAGUCAAAAACAGCACUUGGAAAACCCACUACUAUGUCUACAGUUCAAAAUAUCCCAAAUGAAAAACCUGCACAGAAAGAAACUAUAAAACCUCAACAGCCAAAAGAUAGUAGUGCCCCAGCCAAAUUUGAAACCACGACACAAUCAGAUUCCUCCAAAGAAAAUACAGGUUUCUUUGGGUUUGGAUUUGGUGGUGCUCGAUCUCGAUCACCUUCUCCUCAACCUGUUGUCUCGGAGAAGGUUCUAGGCUUUGGUUCCUCGUUCCUCAGCUCAGCAUCUAAUCUCAUAUCUUCAGUAGUUCAAGAGGAGUCCUCCUCAACACCACCACUACCUCUUAAAGGUACAACAGUUUCCCAGACCUCGGUGAAGUCUACUACGCCGCCUGUCUCUCGUAAAGGUUCAUCGGUUUCACAGACAUCUUUCAAAACCACAUCUGCUGUGGCAGCAGCAGCAACAUCCCAAGACUUAACAAAAAUGGAGGCUGUGGAAAAUAAUCCUCUUUCUCAAAAGCAGUUGGCAGGCAAGCAGUCCAUGCAUUCUCAACCUUUCAAAGGACCAUCUACACCGCCAUCAAAGCCUCAAGCAGCUGAUAAGCCCUAUCAUUUUCUGCCCAAAGAAUGUCCACUUUGCAAAGUAGAACUCAAGAAAGAUCCUCCAAAUUUCAACACCUGCACUGAAUGCAAGAGCAUUGUAUGUAACCUCUGUGGGUUUAAUCCUAUGCCUCAUCAAACCGAGGCAAAGGAGUGGCUUUGUUUAACCUGUCAGGUGCAGCGAGCAUCAAUGCCUCCCAAUGCAGAGCUUCAAGAUCAAGCUAAAAAAUUACCCAUAGUGCCAAAUAAGGGGGCGCAAGAUGUUCCCGAAUCUGCACGGAAGAAACAAAAUGUGGAGGAAGCCACCAGAACUGGUCAGAAAACAGCUGUAGUAGGGGGAAAGGAGCCUGAGGAGUCUGGAUUUUUUAGUUUUGGCAUUGGUGGGGCUCGAUCCAGGUCUCCUUCACCUCAGCCUGCUGUUUCUGCUGUAUCUGGGAAAGUUUUAGGCUUUGGUUCGUCCUUCCUUAGCACAGCCUCUAAUCUGAUAUCAUCAGCUGUUCAGGAUGAACCUUCCACAACACCACCAACCUCCCGCAAAGGUUCGUCAGUUUCAGAAACAACACUUCCUCCUGGCUCCCGUAAAGGCUCUACAGUAUCUCAGUCAUUGUUCAACAACAACACAAUGUCUCCUAGCUCAGAAAAAGCUUCUUUAACCAUGCAAGGUUCCCAGAAAUCUCAACCUAGUAAAGAUAUUAAGCCAUCGAUUGGACAGAAACAAGAGGAGAAAAUGCUAUCACUUCAACGGGUUGAGGAGCCAUCAAAUAAAGUAAAAGAGGAUAAGUCAGAGACACCUACAUCCAAACCUCUUACCAAGGUCUGCCCACUUUGCAAGGUGGAGCUCAAGAAAGAUCAGUACAACAGCUGCACUGAAUGCAAAAAUUUAGUUUGUAACUUGUGUGGGUUCAACCCUAUGCCCCAUGAAAAUGAGAAAAAGUGGCUUUGUUUGGCGUGUCAGAUGAAGAAAGCACCAGAACCUCACCCUGCGCAACUUCAGCCAAAUGCUAAGGAAGUUUCACCACUUAAAAUUGAUACUCCCACUCCAGAUGCUUCACAGAAAAAGCCACAUCCUCCAGCAGAUGCAGUUCAAAAGGAUAGGAAACCAGAAGUAGCAGUGAAACAAGACAAAAAGCAAAUAUUAGCAGAAACUGAACAACCCACCCAAAGAGAAACGAAACAUAAUAUUCCAGAAGUUCCAAAGUCAGAAUCUCCGCAACCAGACAAACCUGGAUUCUUUGGGUUCGGUUUUGUAGGAGUUAGAUCUCAAUCACCUUCUCCUCAGCCUGCUGUCUCUAAUGUCUCAGAGAAGGUUCUGGGGUUUGGUUCUUCAUUCUUAAGCUCAGCAUCUAAUCUAAUGUCAACAGCUGUUCAAGAUGAGUCCGCUACAACACCGUCUAGUUCUCGCAAGGCUUCAACAGCUUCUCAAAUAUCUGACCAGACGCCACCAACAUCGCGCAAAGGUUCUGCAGUCUCUCAAAUCUCUAGAAAAGUUAAUACCACUCCACCUUCCUCUCGUAAGGGUUCUACAGUUUCACAGACAUCUCUUAAAACAACUUCUGCAACCUCACAGAAGGAGUUUGAAGCUGCAGUAAACUCUAAAAGCAAUGAAAAUACAGAUAGGGCAAAAACUAAAGUUGCAGAAAAAGAAGAAGAAACCACUAAAAGAGUUACCCCACAGCUGCAAAGACAAGGAAAGUCCCAAGAUGGACAUGUUCCUGUCUCCUCUGAAAUCACUGAAGAGUCUAGAGGUAGAUCUCAGUCUCCUUUACUUCCACCUACAGCAUCUGCUGUCUCUGGGAAGGUUUUGGGAUUUGGUUCAUCCUUCUUUAGCUCAGCAAGUAAUCUGAUCUCAUCAGCUCUAGAUGAGCCUUCUACAACACCACCCACUUCUCGCAAAGGAUCCACAUCUUCUCAACUAUCUGCUAAGACUGCAACCCCACCCUCUUCUCGUAAAGGCUCAUCAGUUUCCCAGACUUCAGAUAAGAUUACCACUCCACCUACCUCACGAAAGAGUUCUGGAGUUCCUCAGACAUCUCUCAAGACCAGCACACCUCCUGCUUCCGCAAAUGGAUCUGAUGUCUCUCCUAAAAUUCUUCCUUCAGAUGACAAAAAAGUACAUCCUGAAAAUAUACAAGAUGAUAAGAAAUCCAUGGUCAGUCAGGCACAGCCAACAACUGUAUCAGUUUCAAAAGAUAGAGAUAUAUCAGAAAAUACACGGACAGAGCCCACUAAAUCAUUUCCCAAAGCCUGCCCUCUCUGUAAAGUCGAUUUGCAGAAGAAGCCUCCCAAUUACAAUACCUGUACUGAGUGCAAAAACACUGUGUGUAAUCUAUGUGGCUUUAACCCCAUGCCCCAUGAGACAGAGAAAAAGGAGUGGCUAUGUCUGAACUGCCAGAUGCAAAGAGCUCAAGCUGAGACUGACAAAGUACCUCCACCAGUAUCAUCACUAACUAAAGCAACUCCUGCUCCUCCCCAGAAGAAGCCACUUGAUUCCAUAGAUGUUACUGAAAAAGAAAAAACUGCACUAUCUGAAGGUUCAACACCAGGGUAUAGGAAGGCUAGUGCAGUUCCACCAACACAGAAGCCACCCCAGCAGCAGGAUAUCAAGAAUCCAGUAGAGCAAACACAGAAGAAUGAUACUGUAUUCAGAAAAUCUACUGCCUCACCAAAGGCUGCAUCUACAAAAGAAGAGAGUGGCUUGUUUGGUUUUGGACGCUCUAGAUCACCUUCUCCCCAACCUGCUGCUUCCAGUGUUUCUGGGAAGGUCUUUGGAUUUGGUUCUUCCCUGUUGAAUUCGGCUUCUAAUCUUAUCUCCACCACUGUACAAGUUGAAUCCUCCACCACACUCCUUGCAACUCAGCAACAGGAUUCAUUAGCUUCAAAUACUCCUGUGUUGACUACAUUAGCACCAGCUACUUCUCAGAAGGGAUCAGCAGAUGCGUCACCAAAACAGCAAGCUAAAUCUGUUGAAAAUCAGCAGAGAGACAAGAAAUCUGAGGAAAAAAUGACAGAAGUUCAGGGAAAAGCUGUAAAAGAGAGUGACCCAUCAAGGAUUCCAAAGGCUUGUCCACUUUGUAAGGCUGAAAUAAUGAGGAAUCCACCAAAUUAUAGCACCUGUACUAUUUGCAAGAGCACUGUGUGUAAUCUCUGUGGCUUCAACCCAAUGCCACAUCAAACUGAGGUGAAGGAAUGGCUGUGUUUGAACUGCCAGAUGCAGAGAGCUCCUGAACCUACAGUUGUGGAGCCAGGAAUUCAGACUACUAAAUUACCUCCACCUACAUCAUCAGAAAAACAAGACACUGGGGGUGUUGUAGCAGAGGAUAAUGCUUCUGCGAAACAAGAAGGCAAACCUAAUCUGGCAGAUUCCAAACAAACUACAUCAGAGGCCCAAAUCCAGAAAAAUGUCUCACCUGCCAAAUCUGAUCAACAACCUAAAUCUGAAUCUUCAAAACAGGAUUCAGAUUUUUUCAGCUUUGGUUUUGGUCGUUCUCGCUCAAGGUCACCAUCUCCUCAGCCAACUGUGUCUGCUGUCUCUGGGAAGGUUCUAGGCUUCAGUUCCUCCUUCCUUAGCUCAGCAUCCAAUCUGAUUUCCUCAACUGUCCAGGAUGAACCUUCUAAAACUCCACCAAAUUCUCGCAAAGGGUCUACAGUUUCCCAGACUUCGAAUAAGACAACACCACCUAUUUCGCGAAAAGGAUCAGUAGCUCCACAAGACACUAAACUAAAUCUUACUGCAGAAAAAUCAAUUCCAACCCCUUCACCAACCAAAGAAGAGAAAAAGCCACCAGAUGCUCAAUCAUCCAAACCUCUAGAAGCUCAAGUGAAAGAGGAGCAUCCAAAAACUUGCCUACUCUGUAAAGAGAUCCUUAAGAAGGACCCACAAAACUAUAGCUCUUGCACUUAUUGCAAAACCAUUGUUUGCAAUCUCUGUGGAUUCAAUCCCAAUCCACAUCAAACUGAAGUAAAGGAGUGGCUGUGUUUGACCUGCCAAAUGCAGAGAACUUCAGGUCCUCCCCCAGCUCAGCCACCAUCUAAACAAUUACUUCCACCAGCAUCUCCACAAAAGGAAAAGAGUCCAGAUAAGAAGCCAAGUGUUACAACUGAGCAGGAAAAGAAACAUAAUUUAGAGACCAAAACACCAACAACACCAAUUACUCAAAUUUCUAAAGGUGAUGCUUCUCCUUCCAAGACUGCUCCACUACCUAAAGGUGAACAGAUUAAAGAAGAGUCAAGUUUUUUUGGCUUUGGUUUCGGUGGUGCUCGAUCUCGGUCUCCCUCUCCUCAGACUGCUGUCUCUGAUAAGGUUUUUGGUUUUGGAUCCUCCAUCCUCAGCUCAGCAUCUAACCUGAUCUCUUCAGCUGUUCAAGAUGAAUCCUCCACCAAAACUCCACCAACAUCUCGCAAGGGAUCUACAGUUUCCCAGACAUUAAAAAAUAAGACCACACCAACAUCACCUACUUCUCGAAAAGGAUCAGUUUCUCUUCAGGAUGCUAAACAAAAACCACCUGAAGGGGAAUCAAAGCCAGUUGUUACAACAAUACUAGAACCAAAGACAUUGCAGAAAACCCCAGAUCCUAAUCUGGCCAAACCUCCACAUGGUCCAAAUGAGCUUCCAGAAACCUGUCCACUUUGCAAAGAAACUCUUCAGAAGGACCCGCAGAACUACAGCUUUUGUAGUUCUUGCCAGAAAAUUGUUUGUAAUCUCUGUGGAUUCAACCCCAAUCCCCAUCAAACUGAGGUGAAGCAAUGGCUAUGCUUGACCUGCCAGGUACAGAGAACCUCAGGAACUCCCCCUGCUCAGCCACAACCACAAUCCAACAAAGUACCACCAGCAUCUUCAGAAAAUAAAGUGGCACAAAUUCCAACUUCCACAGAAAAGGAGCAGAGUGUCCCUGCUAAGCAGGACAAGAAACCUCCAGCAGAAAAUAAAAAACCUACAAUUACUCCAACUCCAAAUGCCCAAAAGUCUAAAGGUGAAGCUUCUCCUUCCAAACCUGCUCCAUCAUCUAAAGUCGAACAGACUAAAGAAGGGUCCAGUUUCUUUGGCUUUGGUUUUGGAGAUGCUCGAUCCCGGUCACCUUCUCCUCAAUCUGCUGUCUCUGAGAAAGUUAUGGGUUUUGGUUCAUCCUUCCUUAGUUCAGCAUCUGAUCUGAUAUCCUCAACCAUUCAGGAUGAGUCAUCCACCAAAACUCCACCAAGUUCUCGUAAGGGAUCCACUGUGUCCCAAAGUUCUGUUAAGACGACUCUAACACCACCUAUCUCUCGAAAAGGUUCAGAAGCUUCACAAGCCACUCAAAAAAUUAAACCACCAGAAGAAGCCAAACGUAUUACUGCACAGAAACAGGACAGUCCAGUUCUCGAGCUUCCAAAAGCCUGUCCACUUUGUAAAGUGGACAUAAAGUGGGAUCCACCAAAUUACAACACUUGCACUGAAUGCAAGGACACGGUGUGCAAUCUUUGUGGAUUUAAUCCCAUGCCACAUCAAACUGAGGAAUGGCUGUGUUUGAACUGCCAGAUGAAGAAAGCUCAGAUGUCUCCCUCUACUAAACCACAGCCACAUGUUAGCAAAGCAUCUCCACCAACAAUACCAGAAAACAAGGAGACUCUCAUACAUACUCCAAUUCCAGUGUCUCCAAAAAAUAAGGCAGAUGUUAUUGGGAAGAUUAGCACAUCAGUUGCUAAAGAGAAUAAAGAGAACCAACCUAUACAAACUACAACACAACCAACUGAAAUGGCAAAAUGUGAUCCUUCUCCUGCAAAAUCGAUUGUACAACAGAAACCAGAACCUUCUAAAGAGGAAUCAAGUUUCUUUAGCUUUGGUUUCAGUGGUGCUCGAUCUGGAUCCCCUCAGCCUUCAGUGACUGCUGUCUCAGGGAAGGUUUUGGGAUUUGGAUCCUCCUUUUUGAACUCUGCAUCCAAUCUAAUCUCCUCAGCUGUUCAAGAUGAGUCCUCCACACUGCCACCAACUUCUCGUAAGGCUUCCACAGCUUCUGAAACAUCUGCAAAGACUACAAUACCACCAACAUCUCGCAAGGCAUCUGUGGUUUCCCAAACUUCAAGUAAGACUACGCCAACACCACCCACUUCUCGGAAAGGAUCUGUUACUUCUCAACAAGUUCCACCAACUGGUGACACAAAAGCACCUAUGACAGACAAACCAAAGGAGGACAAAACAGAUGAGAAGCCUGUGCAACAGGUUUCAGCAGUACCCAAAGCUUCAGUAGUAGCAGUGGCAGCAACUAAAUCUAGAACCAGAGCAUGUCCUAUUUGCAAAGUGGAUCUUAAUGUGGGUUCAAAUGACACCCCUAACUACAGUACCUGCACUGAGUGCAAUGACACUGUUUGUAACCUCUGUGGAUUCAACCCAACACCCCAUCAAACAGAGGUCAACGAAUGGCUUUGUUUGAACUGCCAAACAAAGCGAGCAUUAAAUGGAAUGGAAACACAAGGACUUCCAAAAAUUAAGACCCAUGAACCACAUGAAAAUGUCUCCACCUCAUCACCGCCUCCAAGAAUCGAAAGUUUAACAUCAGAGGCACCAUCAUUAGUGUCAACCGUGGUUCAUGAAACCCAGAAGAAAGAGAUUCAAGCUGCAGCCACCCUCGAUAAAACUAAGACUCCUGUUUCAGUGGAUGUCCAGAAGAAAGUCUCAGCUUCACCACAAACACAAGAGACAAACAUAAAGGUACAACCUGCAUCAUCUCAGAAGAAAGAAGCAUCAAAUUCAAAGAGAGACAAAGAAACUGACACACUCUUAAAGGAGUCUGACAAGUCUCCAGAAAAAUCUGCUCCACUUCCACAGGCCGAGCCACCAAAACAGGAAUCUAGUUUCUUUGGUUUUGGAUUUAGUGGUCCUAAGGUACAACCGUCUUCCUUUAAGCCAUCUGAGUCAACCACAGGGAAACACUUUGGCUUUGGUAGUUUGACCGAAACAGCUAGAUCUCGAUCACCAUCACCACAGUCUGUUUCUGCGGUGUCUGGAAAAGUUCUGGGCUUCGGAUCCUCUAUAUUUAGCUCAGCAUCUAAUUUUAUCAGCUCAGCUGUACAGGAUGAGCCUUUCACAACACCACCACCUUCUCGAAAGGCAUCCACAGUUUCCCAGACCUCUACUAAGACUACUCCUCCCACAUCUCGCAAAGGAUCUGCAGUGACACAAGCCUCUAGCAAGAUAGCAGACACCAAACUAAAUGAAGUACAAGAUGCAGAGAAACCAGCAGUAAAAUCUGAAAUCAAGCAAGCCACAGCUCCCAAACCACCUCAGAAACCUGAUCCUGAAGAAGGCAAAACCAAUUGUCCAUUAUGCAAAGUGGAACUCAAUAUUGGUUUCAAGGAUGCCAAGAACACAUGCACAGAAUGCAAGACAACAGUGUGCAGCCAAUGUGGAUUUAAUCCAAUGCCUCAUCAAACAGAGGUUGAGGAAUGGCUCUGCCUGAACUGCCAGGUACAACGGACACAGAUAGGGAUGAAAACAUCUGAAAGUCCCAAAGUGAUACCUCAACCAGGUCCCUUAGUGAAAGACAAUCAAACUCCAUCCAAAGUUGACAAGAUAUCUACAGCUCCAGUUGAGUCUAAACCUGAUGAGAAGUCUGCUGCAGCCGAAAAGAAAGCUGCCCCUGCUCAAGAAAUAAAGAAUGAGAUCUCGGUUCCAAGCCUUCAACAAAAGGCAUGUACUGAUGCUAAGACAACUGAUACAAUCACCCCUAGAAGAGAGCCUCCUAAGCAAAACGAUACUCAACCAGAUCCUGCGAAAACACAACAACAGCCACCCAAAGAUACAGCCACUCCUGUAAAAUCUGCUCGGCCUGACGAGGUCGGACCCCCAAAACAGGAAUCAAAUUUAUUUGGUUUUGGAUUAGGUGGUCCUAAAGCACAGCCUACUUCUUCUAAACCGUCUGAGUCAACCACAGGAAAGUUCUUUGGUGGAUUUGGUGGUCUGACAGAAACUGCUAGAUCUCGGUCACCCUCACCACAAUCAGUUUCUGCUGUCUCCGGGAAAGUUCUGGGCUUUGGAUCCUCAUUAUUUAGCUCGGCGUCUAAUCUGAUCUCUUCAGCUGUUCAAAAUGAGCCAUCCACAACACCUCCAAUUUCACAAAAAGGCUCCACAGUUUCUACUGAAUCUGGUAAAUCUACUGCAACACCAGCUUCUCGCAAAGGCUCAAUGGCCUCUGCCAAGGCUACACUACCAACAUCUCACAAAGGAUCUGUUGCAACAGAACCCAACAAGGUACUUCCUGAAAAAGAGAACAAACCACCAGUUGAAAAGAAACCAGAGCAGCUCAGUGAGGCCAAAGUAUCAAGGAUACCUUCUUCAGAAAAGGAUAAACCUGAAACUGUACAGGAUAAAUUAGUAAAAGAUCCUGAAAUUGCACCUCAACCAACCACCUGCCCACUCUGCAAAGUGGAUCUUAACAUGGGCUUGAAGGACCCUGCUAAUUACAAUACCUGCACUGAAUGUAAAAGCAUUGUAUGUCAUCUCUGUGGAUUUAACCCCAUGCCUCACCUUGCUGAGGAUGAGUGGUUGUGCUUGAAUUGUCAAACACAGAGAGCUCUAGCUUGGCAGUUGGGAGAUACGGGAAAAAUGCCAAUAUCUAUCCCAAAAGACAAGUCUACAGUCAUGUCAAGAACACAGCUGUACCUGACUCCUGAAACUCCUGCCCCUGCACAGACACCUAUUCCAAAAUCUGAGCUAAAACCAUCACAUGGAAAGCAGGCAGACGCGGAGAAAACCACAUCUACAACUGUUGCAAAGGCAGCGGUGACCACUCCAGCGGUCUCUGCACCUCUCUCUGUUGUUCCUACAACAGAUAUGCUGCAGACAGAGAUGGCAGCUGUGGUGGCACCAAUACCAGCUGCAGAGACUCAGAAAGCUGUUAAUACUGCUGCUGAGUGCACUUUGAAAGAAAUAGGCGAAGACAAAAUCCCUGAUGAGACAUGGGUAGAAACAGAACCGAUGUCUAUGCUUCCAGCAGUGCCAACUGAGGCAGAUGUAGUAAAGGUUAAACAGGAUACAUGCAUUCAACCUGCAAAAGAAGGACAACAGAAAGAUGUUGUGGUACAGAUGGAUAGCAUUCUUCAAGAAAUGUCUAAAGUAGACAUCAUAAAAGCAGAUAUUAAAGAGCAACAUAGAAAGGACAUCUUGCCGGUAUCAGUAGAAUCAUACAGCUCAGCUGAGGAAGAGCUUAAGGAGAUACAGAGAGUAAGUGAAAUAGCCAUAAAAGAAACCGCUACAAAACUGUUGCCUGUCAGAGCACCAGACAGUGUAAAACAAUACCAUGAGGACAGCAGUGAGAGUGAACCCUCCCCUCAGAUACAGAGAAGAAGAGUGAGGCCUGCUUCCUCCAGCAGUGAGGACUACAAACUAGACAGUUCAAAUUCUGGAGAUGACGAAGAGUUCAUACGGAGGCAACUUAUGCACAUGGGUGAAGACGAGAACUUGCCUUCUGAUGAGGACAAACACAGAAAAGAACAACAAACACAGCAAGAAACCAGAGAAGUUGAAAAAACUGAUGAUUCCAUGAAGCCUAAACAUGCCCUAACGAAACUUACAAUAGAGCCUGAGGAGAUUUCUGAUAUCACUCUGCCUUCUUAUGACCGAGAUGAUCAAGUUGCCCAAGUCAUCCGUGCCUCAGAUGCAUUAGAAAAAAUCAGAGUGGAAAUAGAUUUGUCAAAUGACAAUGAGAAGAUCAUAGCUACUGACACCACAGCAGUUGCAAUCACACAAAAAACUCCUGUUAGACAGACCACAGAGGAGCAUGAGAGUCUGAUUGAAGACUCAUCCAAGGGUGAUGGGUCAUCCAGUGUUCAGGUGUCUAGCAUCACACCAGGAACAGCUUCACCUACUUCUGUGUCCUCUAUUGAUGAGGACAGUGAUAGUAGCCCAAGUCAUAAAAAGGCAAAAGCGGAGAGUAAACAGCAAAGAAAGGCAAAACAUAGACCUCAUGCUCAGGCCCUUCCCACUACAGAGGACUCAUCUGAGGAGGAUGGGUUACGUGAGGAGGGUGAACAGAUGGAGCACAAAGAUGAAAGAGAUGAUCAGCCGCAGUUAAGAAAGAUCACAAAAAAAGUUAAGACUGAAAGAGAAGAUCUGGGCAUGCAAAGGAGACAAGAUCAUUUGACUAAAACUGAUAAAUUAAGGCAGUCAGCGGGGAUGGAGGAACGGCAGUCCUCCUUCUCUGAUUUUUCACCUAGUUUUGAAUCAGAACCAGAGAAUGCAGAACACAGAACAUUAUCAUCUGAAAAACAUUAUGCUGCAGAGAAGCCAUUAAAGACUGCUGAAGAGGUUUAUGAGGAAAUGAUGCAGAAAGCACAGGAAUAUAAAACAGCAGAGAAAUUCACACCACCUGAUAUUGAACCAUUAUAUGGAGGCAUGUUAAUAGAGGACUAUGCUUAUGAAACUUUAGUUGAAGAACAAGAACAGGCUGCCACAGAUCUUGGUAAAGUCGCCCAUGAACAAGAUUUGAGAAAGAUGUCUGAACAUGAGUCGGUGAGGAUACUUAUGACACCAGAUGAGGCUUAUGAAGAGAUGAUGAAUAAAAGAAGCAAGAACAUUCAAAAAGAGAAGGAGGCUCAGCAAGCACAUGCAACAAAGAUUGACACAUCCUUGCUACUUGAUGUCAGUGACACUUGUUAUGUGAGUAUUUCUGGAAAUUAUGCACUUUCUACAGAUAAAAAAGAAAAGCCACAGUUGGAAACAGAGGAUGCCUAUGAAGAGCGAUUGAAGACACAAAAAGAUGUUUUAACACCAGGAACAAGUCCUACCCAGUCAACUCCUGUGUCUCCUGCCUCCCCUCUGACUGUGUCUGAGUCAUCAUAUGAUUCCCCUGAGGUGAUACUCAUCCCUUCAAGUGGGGAAGAAGACAACCUAGCUGAACCUAUUGAAUGCAUUUUGGAGCCUUAUAUUACAGAUUCUACAUAUACUCAGGGUGUAUCUGGGAUUAAAGCUUUAUAUCCAAUUCCCGACUUAAAGAUCACUCAGUGCUCCUCUGGUGAAGAGGAAGUUGAAGAGGAGGACAGUGUGACACAAGACAAAAUUUCCCCUGAGCCAACUGGUAUACCUCAAAGUGAGGAGGAACCACAAGCCCCAGAAGAAUCAUUUGAAACUGUUCCCAUUUCUGUAAUAUGUGAAGUUCCUACAUCAAAACAUGUCGUGGAGACAACAGCAAUAUCACCACUGUCUCUACCAGCAUCUCCAGCAGUCUCAUCCCCAGAUUCAAAUAUGGAACUAACAACAGCACCAUCAUCCUCUCCAGUUUCUGACCAGACAUCUGAAUUAACUACUCCAGUUAGCCCCAGUGUAGCUGAAGUUUCUCCCCAAGUUGUAAUUCACAUUCCAGAUUUGGUGUCUGAACAAGCCACAACACAUCCAUCAGCAACUGCUCCUGUUGAAUCAUCCACACAGAUUAUUGAAUCCCCUUCACGGGUCAUUUCAGCCUCACCACAUGUCUCAAAAAAUGCUGGAUCUCCAACUCCUUCUGAAAUUCUUUUUUCAAAGCCAACACCCGGUCCAAAACCAACUCCUGCACCAAAACCAACAGUUAUAUCAAAACCUACACAGGAAACAGUCCCUACUCCCGAUAGUGUUUCAUCCUGUACAUCGGAUUUAGCUCUUCAAGAUUUAGCUCAAAGACCUUUGGCUAGUGCAAUACAUGAAACAUUUUCAGCUGCUGAAUCAGCCACAACAGACAAACAAACUGUUGCACCAAUAAUUCCUCCAAAAGUUGACCACGUAAACACUCCUCCUACUAUUGCUACACCUAUUAUACAGUCUCACAAAGGACCUUUAACACAAACUUCUGUUAUAAUUCAAAUGCCUGAUCAUGUGUCCCCUGCAUUAGACCAUCCAGUUCAAAAACAAACUCCAGUUUCAGUGCCUACCCUGCCAUCCACUUCACUCAGGAGUCAGAUUCCUACAACUACCCCCAUAGUUGCACAGAUGCCAGACCUGGUUACAUCUCCUUCUCAAUCAAUAUCUGUGACCUUUCCAGUACCUUCUAUAACCUAUGCCCCACUUUCCGCUAUAGUUUCAGCAGUGGAUCAAGCACAUAUUUCUGUUCCAACAAUGGUAUCAGCUUCAAUACCGUCAAAUGUUCUCUCUACAGACCAGACCAGCUCAGCUGUUGAACAAGUGGCCACACCACUGUCUGCUCAAUCCAGUUUUUCUGCUUUAGCAAAAGACAUUAAACCACUAACCAGUGUUUCUAUUCAAAUUCCUAUUCAGAGGCCAGCAGAAACCAGACCACACAUGACACCCCAAUUAGGCCAAGCAGCCACUGUUUCACUUCCAGCAAGUCAUGGAGAGCAUAUUGCUGCAAAGACAGUCUCUAUUGUUUCUCCCAUUGUUACUACAACUGUUGCUUUUGGAGCUCUACUGAAGGAAAACGUACCAGAUGAUGUAAUUUCUUCCCAACAGUCAGUUUCACAAAUCAUUUGUCCUGUUGUACAGACACAACAAGGUCAAGCUGUUUCCAGACUGCCAAAUUUUGAAAACAUGGCAGAUAAAACAACUAUUGAAGAUGGGAGAGGGCACCCUGUUGUUGUUAGUGUUUCUCCUUUUACUUAUCCAGCCACAAUAUCAAGUUUCAUCACUGAUUCAACAGUUUCACCUUGUGUGACAUCUGGAAAACCCCAUGUUCCUCAAGAAAGAACAGAUAAACCAGUGAUUUCAUUUCCACCACCUCCUCCAGCUUCCCCACCAGAAUUGCCAUAUAGUGCAAUACCCAAGACUGAUUUUAAUCAGCAAAAGUCUAUUCCAACUCCCUCACCAGUUACAGUAACUGUUCCUGAACCCCUACCAAAUGUAGCCAUUAUAAAUAUAAAACCAGCUGUGACCCCAACACACAAAUCACCACCCCCUGUUCCCCCCAAACCUGUAUGUAUUCCCCGAGGACUGGUAUUUAGUCACAGAUCAAGAGAGAGCGUAAAACCACCAGUUAGCCCUGAGCCAAUAGUUGUUCAAACAGUUCGUGCUGCAACUCUACCAAGAACAAGGGAACCUCCAAAUGCUUUGUCACUAAGUUUGACUGCCCCUAUAGAGACCAAGCACAGUGCUUCAUCACCAAAAUCACCUUUGUCACCCAGAUUUGCUAGAACUCUUGAAACAUAUGUCGUGAUUACAUUACCCUCAGAACCAGGAUCACCCGUUGAGGGCAUUACAACUCAAGCACCGAUGAGAAGAUCAUCACUGCCAACUCCCAGACAACAUGUUCCAUCUGAUGCCCCAAGAGAGUUUGCUCCAUCUGCAGUGGAUGCACCUGUGUCAUUAAUUUCAGCACAAAUUGUGGCAGCCCCACCAAAGCCUACCUCAGCUUUAAAUACAGCAGUGCCCCUUGAGGUGAUGGCACCUGACUUUGCUUCAGAGACAUAUCAUAUUACACUAGCUGCGGAUUCGAGACAAAGUAUAAUGGAACCUUGUGUAACAGUCCCAGAGCUGCCAGUUGCUUCUGUACCAACAUUUGUUUCAGCACCUCUUGUAGUGGCAUCAUCAGGACAAUCACAGACUAUGACUGUUGUUCCUCAUAUCACAAUGGAAAAUACAAUGCAUUCCCCAUCUGCUUUUAUAACACCACAUUUUGUAAUGGCACCUUCUGCUUUGAUUUCAGCAGCACCUGUUGCAGCAGCACCACAACCACCACCCACUGAUCUGGAAUCAACAGCAUAUCUGGAAAUGACAUACCCCACAACUUCAUUGAUUUCUCCUCUUGCCAUGCCUCCAGUCUCAGUGGUGCAUACAUCAAAAUUGUCAGAGGAGGUACCAGUAGCAUUAGCCCCAGUGUCAGGAGUUUCUACUGAGUCAGUCCCUCACUAUACAGUGAGUGAUGUGCAACAAGAACUUCAGAUGCAACAAAUGCAAAAAACAUAUUCUGCUCCAAUAACAAUAACCCAGAUUCCAAUCCCAGCUCAAAAUGAAGACAUUCCAGGUUUGGAUAUGGAAGAAAUACUGAUAGUCUCAGCUUCUGAAGAGGCCUUAACUGAAAUGGGUUCAUCACCAGUACCAAUAACACAGCUUCAAGAGCAGCAAACAGUUUAUGAGCAAAAACAAGACAUUUCAGUAGUGACCACUGCAACAACUGUGCCACCAGCACCAGUAACAUUUACCCAAUUUACAAAAUCUAUUGAGAGUCAAGAAAUUUGUGGACAAGAUAAAGUUAUAUCAAGCAUGAGCCAAGUCUUCUCUGCAGUCUCAACUACUGAGCAGCGUCCUGAUGCAUUGCCUAAUCUUGUAACCCAAGUUGUCACAACUGAAGUACAAAGAACAACAACUGUGUCAGUUGUCCAGGAGAGGAUUCCUGUCAAACCCAUACCUGAAACUGUGGGUGCCACAAUUACAAUCCAGCCAGAAGUUCAUCCAAAGCCUAAACAGAAUGGAAGAAUACAGUACCCUAGUGACGUUAUAGAUCUUACCACAUUUAAAGUCAAUGUUACAAUGACUGAUCAAGGAAUGGAUUUGACAACCCCAGAUUCAAGUAGGUCUUCCUUGGCAAGUGAAUCAAGUGGGCGACAGGCCACUGCUGUACAGCCCGAAAUUGUGAAUCUUAGUGCUGAAAUAAUCCCCACUACAACACUCUCUGUUGUAACUGACAGCAUAACAAUUGUUACUUGCUCAGCUACAAUUGCCUACAACAACAACACAGUUGACAAGCCUCUGGACCUGGGAAAUGCUUCUUCAGUGCCUCUUCCACUUACCACAUACAAUCCAUUUGAGCCACUUGCACAGAUAGUGUACAGACCUGUAAAUUCACAACCUAAGUCUACAGCCAGUGCAGAGAUUCCUAUUAACCUUUCAUACAAAGCUGUUGCAAGCACAGAUCCUACUCAUAUGCCCAUUACUAUAGCCCCGAUGAGCUUCACAAAUGGGACUGUUGGUAUACCAAUACAUACAGAGCCAAUGGCACUUGGACCUGUAGACCUCACCACAUCUAAGCCAAUGAAAACCAUGGUUGCUUUGACCUCAUCUUCUGGAGUGGUAACAACUGUUUUGGAAGAUGAUGGUACACCAGUUGAUCUAACAUCUGGAAGACGGAAUGUUUGCUGUGAUGUAAUUUACAGGCUUCCUUUCACAGGGAGCUGCAGAACACAGCCUACUGUGACCACACAACCAGAAAAUCAAAUUGGCUAUCAAAUUGAUAUUGCCCCAACACAUGUCACUGAAGAUCUCAGUACCAUGAAGGCUUCAGUAUCUGACAGUAAUUUCAAAGAGGCUGGGAUCUUUAGUUAUGAAAGAAAGAAUGGAUUCUCCUAUCAGAAUGGGGCAUCUGAGGUGGCUAUUGAUUUGACAUCAGCUAAAAUGUCAACAGAAGAGGCCUUAGACUACUCAAAGAAAAGCACUUUGGCAUUUACUGGGAUCACCACUACUCCAUAUUCUCAAGGAACAACGUUUGGCUUCAAUAGUUUACUAAGAACGACAAAUGGCAUUGUUUACUCAUCGGUUGCUGCACCUGUUCCCUCCAUGUAUGCAAUUACUACCCAACCGGGUUCAGUAUUUAGCACAACAUACGAUAGUCUCACCAAUUCUACAGAUCCACUUUUAACACUUCAAAAUCAGCCUGCUCCAUAUGGCUUUGUACACACAACAGACCAAUCAAUAUUCACACAGUCUGAUAUAUCAAAGGAUAUUCUACCUUCUGCAUUAGCCAGUCUCCUUCCCUCCCUGACAACCUUCCCUGAGCUCUACUCAGAUGCUACUCUUGAGGCAAUAGCAGCCUCACUGGACAUGCUGGUAUCCCCGAAUUUUCCUGAUUUAGAUGACAGCAAGAGCCAGCAGUACAAGGCUGAACAUGAGUUCUUACAGUUAGAGAAGUUGAAACAGCUGUGUCUAGCUGAAGAGCUUGAAUGGGAGAGGCAAGAGAUACAGCGUUACCGUGAACAAGAGCAGAUCAUUGUUCAGAAGGAGCUGGAGGAGCUUCAGAACAUGAAGCAACAACUUCUCAUGCAGAAAGAAGAGGAACGCAAAGCCCAUCUGAUUCUUCAGCAAGAAACUUUUGCACAGCAGCAGCUUCAGUUAGAGCAAAUCCAUCGAUUACAGCAGCAACUUCAGCAACAACUACAAGAGCAAAAGAUAUUCCCAUGUGGGUUCAGGCCAAGUGAGGGUAUGUCCCCACCCUUGAGCUCAGACAUCAUACUUGACUCAAAAUAUUCAGGGGGAGAUAAUGGACAAUACUGGCCAGUGAAGGAUGACAAUUCAACAUUAACUGCAGUGUCCACUCAUGACUCCACAACAGGCCAAAACUGGCUAACAACAACUUCUGGGGCUUUUACACAGUAUAGUUCAAGCAUUCCUGUAUCAUUAAGUGCACAGACAAAGGAUCAAAUGCAGUUGUUGUCGACAAACCUGUCAGAUACAGCCAAGCAAGAGCAAAGUGUGGGAUUAAGUGGAAAGAAAUUAAUUGAGAGUGGUGUUCAAACAGACGAUGAAGAUGGGGUUGAAAAGUUUCCUUCUGGUAGAAGGAGAAGAAGUAGGAGAAGUGUAGAUAGCUGUAUGCAAACUGAUGAUGAGGAUCAGGAUGAAUGGGACAUCCCCAUUCGGAGCAGACGCAAGUCCCGUUCCAGUAGAUAUGCUGAUGGAGAGAAGGGAAAAAGCAAGGUAUCAAGUAUUGCGAUUCAAACUGUAGCAGAGAUUUCUGUUCAGACAGAGCAUUCAGGGACAAUUAGGAGAUCACCUGUUCGGGCUCAGGUGGACACAAAGGUAGAUUUACACAGAGAGGGCCAAACAGAAAGUGAUUCAGAUAUUACAUCAGACAGAGAUAAAAGACGUCCAGCUCCUGCUGAGAUAAGUGUUAGCACACACCUGACAGCUGAUGAUGUUGGAGCAUCAUUAAUUACCAAAUCUCCGAAGGGAUUAUGCUCGCCAGUUUCACCAGUGUCCCCUGGGAAAAGUUCACAGAAGAUGCUUACAGCAGAUUCAUCAAUGCAUCUCAGUAGUCCAAGAUCACUAAGGGCCUCACAACGAUCUCUGUCUGACCCCAAGUCACUCAGUCCAACAACUGAGGACAGAAUGAUGUACCAGUAUUCAGACACCUACUCUAGCAAAGGUUCUCAGAGCGGCACAACAGUUGGCACUCAGAAGAAAGUAAAGCGCACUCUGCCUCAUCCACCACCGGAAGAAGAUACCCUCAUUGGCCUCUCUGGGUACACAACUGCUUCUGCCAGAAGACGAAUGUGCAGGAACACCACUAUGGCGCGGGCCAAAAUCCUCCAAGACAUAGACAAAGAGCUGGAUUUAGUUGAACGUGAGUCCUCAAAACUCCGUAAGAUACAGGCAGAGCUUGAUGAGGAGGAGAAAGAGAUAGAUGCUAAAUUGAGGUAUCUGGAGAUGGGUAUAAAUCGAAGAAAAGAGGCUUUACUGAAAGAGAGGGAGAAGAGGGAGAGAGCCUACUUACAAGGAGUGGCAGAAGAGCGAGACUACAUGUCAGAUAGUGAGGUCAGCAACAUCAGAGAGGCACGAGGUAAUGGUCAUGGACUAGAAAGGCCACGGACUGCCCCACAGUCAGAGUUUAACCAGUUCAUUCCACCUCAGACUGAGUCUGAGUCCCAGUAUGCACAGCUUACGAGCCCGUACUCCCAUUAUCAAUAUGCAUCCCAAACAAGUCAGUAUCCUCAGCAGACGUUGUACCAGCAGCAGUCUCUUUACCAUCAGCAGGUGUCCCCCUACCAAUCCAUCUACUCAUCAGUACCCUCACUCAAUCAGCAGUCCCAGCAGACUGGCUAUGACCAUUCCUCACUCCUUCUGAUGCAUCAUAAACCACGUCAGACUACUUUGUCUGAGUUAGAACCAAAGAUCACGACAAACUAUGAGGUCAUACGCAACCAGCCCCUUCUAAUUGUCCCUACAUCCACAGAGAGUGCCUAUGGAGUUUCCCAUCUCGGUGGUAAAUACGGUAGCCUUGAUCUGAGGAUGGGCUUGGAAGAGAGAGCCAGCAUGGCCAGCAGUCCCAUGUCCAGCAUAUCAGCUGAGUCCUUCUAUGCAGACCUCGAUCACCAUAAUGCCAGGAACUAUGUCUUGAUUGAUGACAUUGGUGAACUCACAAAGAGCUCCACGGGCCUUGGUUCAAGCUUCAGUAUCGCCGAUAAGGAUAUCAGCAAAGCUGACCGACUUCUCCGGACUGCUGACAUUCAUCGGACUGCAGAUGUGGCAGAUUUUCUUGGUCCUCUUCAGGCUUCUUCUCGAUUGCAUUCAUAUGGUAAAGCAGACGAGGAUUCCAUGGAGGAGCCAUAUGAAUUGAAGAUGUUGAAACAGCAAAUUAAGCAGGAGUUCAGACGCGGUACAGAUAGCCUCGAACAGCUUACAGCCCUGCCUCACUACCUCCACUCAGACACUAGUUUUAGGCAUUUCCCCAAAGCUGAGAAAUAUAGCAUUGGGAGACUAACUUUAGAGAAGCAAGCUGCCAAGCAACUUCCUGCCUCAGUUCUUUACCAGAAACAGCUAAAGAAUAAAAAAGCACUUAUUGACCACAAAAUUACAAAGUUUUCGCCCAUCCAAGAGAGCAGGGACCUUGAACUAGAUUACAGCAGCUUUUUGGCCUCUGCCAGCUCAGUUGGUGGACUGUCUGCCAGGGCAAGGCUCUUGCAGGAUGAGAUCACUUUUGGUCUUAGGAAGAACCUAGCAGAGCAACAGAAAUAUUUGGGUUCAGCUCUUGCCGCUAACCUGGCUCAGUCACUCAACUUAGGCCAAUCUCACAACCUAGGGCCUACCAUUAGGUCUUCCCUUCAGGAUGAUGGCACCUACCCCAGUGGUACUCGGUCAAGACCUUCCUCUAGGCCUUCCUCUGUAUAUGGACUGGACCUAUCUAUCAAAAGAGACUUGUCAAACUCCUCACUACGCCUGAAAACUGAGGGUGAGGGCAUUGAUACACAGUUUGUAUCUAGGGCUAAACCGACAAGUCUGCCAAUUAGUCAGAGCAGGGGGCGAAUUCCUAUUGUUGCACAAAACUCUGAAGAGGAGAGUCCACUGAGCCCUGUUGGUCAGCCCAUGGGCAUGGCCAGAGCAUCUGCAGGCCCACUCCCACCCAUCUCAGCAGACUCAAGAGACCAGUUUGGCUCCAGUCACUCUCUUCCAGAAGUCCAACAGCACAUGAGAGAGGAGUCCAGGACAAGUGGCUAUGAACGGGACAUUGGCUUUAUAAAGGAUGACCUUCAGGGGGCCAUGUCAGAUAGCGAAGCUGGAGGUCCUAGCUGGAAUGUGAAAGCAUAUCACCUUCAGCAUGAGGAGACAGACUGGUUUGACAAACCCCGCCAGGGACGUGGUGGACCAGAACCCGGGCCAGAAAGAAGACAGAUGAAAGGCAGCCAUUACCCCUUCCCACACACCCGCAUCAAACUGCAACGGGACCCCAAGGACCACACCGUCUCAGGGAGUGGACUGGGAAUCAGAGUUGUGGGUGGUAAAGAGAUCCCAGGGACCAACGGAGAGAUCGGAGCUUACAUCGCUAAGGUUUCAGCAGGAGGAUGUGCUGAACAUAUGGGAAAAGUUGUGGAAGGAAUGCAGGUUCUGGAAUGGAAUGGAAUCUCUCUGCUGGGAAAGACAUAUGAAGAAGUGCAAAGCAUUCUGGGACAGCAGUAUGGAGAGGCAGAAAUAUGUGUGCGCCUAGAUCUAAACAUGCUCUCCAGCACAGAACACCCCCAACAACUCGAGCUCCAUACUCAGCUGAGAGCUGGUGAGCAUCAGCGUUCUCCAGGUAUAGACCCUAAGCAGCUGGCCGCAGAGCUGCAGAAGGUUUCACAGCAGCAGGCUCCUGCCUCUGUGCUGUCUGCUCUGGAGAGAGCAGGACACUUGCACUCUGGCACCGGAUCUGCCGCUUCCAGUGGGGUCCCCAGCCCUGGGCAACCCGGCUCCCCUUCUGUCAAAAAGCGCCAUAGUAGCAAGUCAGCAGAGGUUCUGAAGCCACAACCACAUCCAAUCACUGGUGAAAUACAACUUCAAAUCAACUAUGACAGGAAUAUGGGUAAUCUGAUUGUUCACGUGCUACAAGCUAGAAACCUCGCUCCUAGAGAAAACAACGGAUACACAGACCCCUUCGUUAAGGUCUAUCUCUUGCCAGGGAGAGGCCAAGUCAUGGUUGUCCAGAACGCAAGUGCUGAGAAUAAGAGAAGGAUUAAGUAUGUCCAGAAGACUCAGAACCCAGAGUGGAACCAGACUGUUAUUUAUAAAAACAUCCAUCUGGAGCAGCUGAAGAAGAAAACUCUGGAGGUUACUGUGUGGGAUUAUGACAGAUAUUCCUCAAAUGAUUUCCUGGGAGAAGUGCUCAUUGAUCUCUCAAACACGGCUCAGCUGGAUAACACGCCUCGCUGGCACCCUCUAAAGGAGCAAAGCGAGAGUAUUCACCAUGGAAGAACCCAUCCUCCACAGGGGCCCGGCGGCUCUGGGGGUCUCGGAGGUCAGGGAGGCCCUGGAGAGCCAGGAGGUUCUGGAGGUCAAGGAGGGCAACCGGGCAACCAGCAGUCCCCUAAAACUUCUGUCAUCAAGAGCCGAAGUCAUGGCAUUUUCCCUGACCCCGCUAAAGACACACAGGUCCCUACAAUAGAAAAGUCUCACAGUAGUCCCGGCAGCUCCAAAUCUUCCUCUGAGGGUCAAUUACGCUCCCACUGCCCCUCACGCAGUCAGAGCAAAGGCAGCGUCACUCAAGCCCACCUGGAAGAAGCUGGGAACGCCAUCGCUGCAGCUGAGGCUGCGGUGCAACAGGCCCGAUUCCAGCCAAAUAAAACAAAACACAGAAUGAUUGAUGGAGAUGCAUACACUCUGGACAGUGAAGAAAGCAUGGGCACUAACACUGUGGACAGUGCUAUAUUUCAGGUCCCUCAGCUGAAAAACAUUCCGAAUGGAACAGAUAAAAUCAGAGGACUUGAAUCUUUGAACCUGUCUGAUUCAGAAGGUAAGAUGAUGGGUGAGAUCAAGGUUGCUCUGAAGAAGGAAAUGAAGACCGAAGGAGAGCAGCUGGUUCUUGAGAUCCUGCAGUGUAGAAACAUCACCUACAAGUUCAAAUCUCCAGACCAUCUACCUGACUUGUAUGUAAAGCUUUAUGUGGUGAAUGUGGCAACUCAAAAGAGGAUCAUAAAGAAGAAGACCAGAGUGUGUCGCCAUGACAGAGAGCCAUCAUUCAAUGAGACAUUUCGUUUUAACCUGAAUCCCGUUGGCCACUCUAUUCAGCUGUUCCUGGUGUCAAAUGGAGGGAAGUUUAUGAAGAAGACGCUGAUUGGCGAGGCCUACAUCUGGCUGGACAAAGUGGACAUGCGUAAGAGGGCAGUCAGCUGGCACAAGCUAGUGGCCACCACCAGUCAAACGCAGCCAUGAUCAGACGCCGUCCAUCUCCCAUCGGUGCCCUCCAAAAAAGAGAAAUAAAGUUAUAGGUGGGUUUGUGGUUCUGGAAUGACUGAUAUAUCAUGGAAAGAGAAAAUCAGUUAAAUGAAAUACUAUGACAAAGAGUUUGAGGCCAUUCACCAGGAUAUACAAGUCUAUUUCCACUCCCAGAGCACUGCUCUUGUCUAUUUGAGGGAGUCAUUUCUGCAACUACAUUCUGAAUAUCUUAGGCAUGAGCCAAUUAUUACAUUUCAAUGUAAUUUCAUCAGUAAUCACAUGUCUAAAAUCAUAUAUAUAUUUUUUAAAAACAUUGUUUACAAGGAGAUAGACGUAUAGUUCUUGACACAAUCAUGUGAUGCAUAAUGCCCAUAUAUGACUAUGUUAUGUACUGUAUGGAGGUUACACUGUAAGAAAGACAAUCCCCUUAUUGAAUAUAACAUCCAGCCGUGCACAGUUCGAGAUUCCUCCGUUUAUAAUGUCUUGAGUGUCGUCUUCAAUGUUUAGGGAAUGUUGAAACUUCAGGUUGUGACUGACAUCAGCUAUUGGACAUAGAUCCAUCAAUCAAGUCAAGAUGAUCUGGUUUCCACACAAUCCUCUUGGUUAUUUCAAGAAUGGCUAUUUGUUGGAUGAUAAAUGACGAUGUGCUUCGUUUUUAGUGUCUCAAUCCCUCAAAUUGGGUUUAAAGGGCAUCUGUUUUCUGUCUUGAAGUUUGGCUGUACGUGUCCACGAUGUGUGUUUGUUUUAUGAACAGCAUCUUGAAGUAAAUGUCAUGUUAGUGGUCAGAUGUUGUCAUCAAUAGUCUCUGUUUUGUGACCAAGUUGUAUCUGGAAUCCAAAUAUGCAAUGAAAAAAAAAAAGAGAAAAAGAUAAUGAUAAUAAUUAAUGUACAUGAGGGUUCUGGCUCAAUUGGCUUGAUUGAAAACCUGAUGUAAUAUGUUUUGUUUAUUUUAAUGGUGCACGGUGUAAAGUUCAUCUGUUUAUGACGGUUUAGUUCUUUUUCAAUAUGAUCACUGCCUCUUAAACCUGCAUCAUAUCAGUGUAUAGUUACAGUAGUAUGUGCCAUUGAAGGCACACGUUUUUGUCUGUCUAGGAUCUCAACACCGGACAGUCAUUUUCAUACUUAACAGUCAGUGUUUCCAUUACCAAUAUCAGUGGACAUAUUUCACAAAUGGCAACAGAUU